AGGAACGAUUGCUGCUGCUGCUGUUAAGUCUGGUCACGAUGUCUCUCUUCAAAAAGUUUUUUUCCAAUAUAGUCCGUGACAGAGACUCUGAGGAUGACAACGUGAAGAAGGUCGUGGUAAAACAAAAGCCUUAUCAUGGAACAGUGACUCCAUAUCCCAACUUCAAUGCCAGCAGUGAUGCGUCUGUUCUGAAAAGUGCCAUUGAAAGUCAUGGAGUGGACGAAGAUGUGAUCAUUGCUGUACUGGUUAAGAGAAGCAACGAGCAGAGGCAGAAAAUCAAAGCUGUUUAUGAAGCCUCUACCGGAAAAAGACUUGACCAAACUCUUAAAUCUGUUCUGCGUUCUGAUCUGGAGGACGUCUCCCUGGCUCUGCUCAUGACUCCGCCUCAGUUUGACGCCUAUCUGAUGAGAAAAGCCACAAAGAGAUUGGGCACAAACGAGGACUUGCUGGUAGAAGUUCUGGCCACAAGGACCAACCAGGAGAUCAGAGACCUCAAGAGAGUCUACCAAGAAGAGUACAAGCAGGAUCUGGAGGAGGUUAUUAGAGAUGAGACCAAUGGAGAAUUCACUGACGCCCUGCUGGCCAUGCUGCAAGCUGACAAAGAUGAGGACAUUGACAUCAACCUGGAACUGGCCAAGAAGGAUGCUAAGACUCUGUUCGAAGCAGGAGAACAUCCUGAAGGAAUUAACGUGUCCACUUACAUCAAGAUCUUGACCAAGAGGAGCGGCCCUCAGCUCUCAAAGACGUUCCAACUGUACGCCUCCCACAAUGAUGUCUCUUUACCCAAGGCUCUGUUAUUGAAAUUGAAAGGAGACAUUGAAGACUGUCUGAUUGAUAUUGUGAAAUGUGCCUGGAACAAAUCCGCGUUUUUUGCAGAAAAACUCCAUAAGGCCAUGAAGGGCUAUGGAACUUGUGAGGACACACUGAUACGAAUUCUGGUCAGUCGUUCUGAGGUGGAUCUGAAAAAAAUUGUGGAAGAAUACAGAGCCAUGUAUGAUAUCAGCCUCCAAGAGGAUAUACAUAACGAUACUAAGGGACAUUACCAGAGGGUCCUGCUGGGACUGUGUGGACCACACUGAAUUCUCAUCAUUGCGGUGAGGAUGAAAAUCAAUGCGAAAAGGUCAAGAGGUGUUCACAGAGACUAGAAGUCUUUAAUAAUUAGAAAUCAUUUGAAUUGUGUAAGAACGGUUGUUUUUUCUGACUACUGAGACAACACAAAUGUAAAUAUUGAAUGUCCUCUGUCUGACCAUAAAAUAAAUUGAUUACAAGAUG
Messenger RNA from Cynoglossus semilaevis (tongue sole), 1272 nucleotides. RefSeq names its product annexin A1-like. The transcript has 12 exons. Lineage: Eukaryota; Metazoa; Chordata; Actinopteri; Pleuronectiformes; Cynoglossidae. Bases 39 to 1079 code for a protein of 346 amino acids. Gene Ontology annotation, biological process: phagocytosis; signal transduction; cellular response to glucocorticoid stimulus. Gene Ontology annotation, cellular component: nucleus; plasma membrane; vesicle membrane. Gene Ontology annotation, molecular function: calcium-dependent phospholipid binding; calcium ion binding; phosphatidylserine binding. The record is from RefSeq and is a predicted model, not a curated record.